AUGGAAGAAGCACGAGCACACAAUGCGGAGCGAGGAAGCAGUUCGAAAUCAGCCCUAACGGCGAGACACAGGACAGCAGAAGGUCGUGACCCAGCUUCUUCCAGAGCACGUCAGCCUCAACCCGGCGCGUGGGAGUAUGCGAUCUCUUUCAAGGCUUAUGCUCGGUUGAGCCAUUGGAGGCUUUCGGUAUGCCUUCUUGCGAGAAUGCCCGCCGACCGUGUCGACCCUGAUCCCAUAUGUUUCCGGACAAUCGCCGACAGCUGCUGCAACAUCAAUCUUUGGGCAGGAGCUCUUGCAGCUUUAUCUUCAAUGGAAUCGAAAUGUGGAGCCGUGCUUGGGGAUGAGGUCAGUGCAAAGUCAGUCAUGCGAGCGUGGAGGGCAGGUUCAGGGUGGGCCAAGGCCCAGCUUCUACUGGACGCGUUCCACGUGACUUCUCUGAGACAGGACAUCAGGGCAUGCAAUACUGCGAUAGAUGCAGCUGGUGCUGCCAGCCAGUGGAGCCGAGCCGCGAUGCUGCUGCACUGCCUCGUUGAGCGCCACCUCGAGGCCAGCGAAGUUUCCUACAACUCCUUAUGCCGCGUUGCAGGCGAAGCUCACUGGAAGGUGGCGCUUGAAUAUGCCGGGAAGAGCAGCAGGGACUGCUUGAGGAGGGAUGUGGUUGGUGUCAACUCCCUGUUGGAGAGCUUCACCUGGAAUCGUAGCCUCCAUGAGCUUAUCACUGCGCGGAUGCGGGGCACACCCCUCGACACGGUCAGCUACAACUCUGCAGCCUCGGCAGCCUCGGCAGCAGUGCAUGCGAAGUCUGCGACGUCUGCGUGGGCCUCUGCCCUCCAGACGCUUUCACGGAUCAAAGUCUCAGCUCUGGUUCCGGAUGCCUUCACCCUCAACUUCAGCAUCAGAGCUCGCACUUGCGCUCUCUCGCGCAGCUCGGAGAGCUCGGAGAGCUGGAGCUCAGCCUUGGAGCUCCUCGCCGAGGUCCGCGACGCGCAGCUUCGGCUCGGAACCAUGAUCUACCUUGCCGGCUUUCGCGCGUGCAGGACCGAGCCAUCCUGGUCCGUCGCGCUUGCGCUCCUGGAGCGUUGGAGCCAGAGCUGCCCUGGGGAUGGCUCCUUGAAGGUGCGCGACGCCUUCGACAGAUGUGGAAGUUGGAGACGAGCACUACUGCAAAGAGGAAGCGAAGGAUCGAGAUGGCAGAUAUGGCAGCUGGCCAUCUCACGUCUUGACAGCAGGCAGGACUACGCGAUGGCCCUCAUGGCUUGUGAUGCUGCGAAUUGGGAAGAUGCGGUGGGCCUGAUAAGCCUGCUCCAAGCGGCGAAGGGUCUUGUCCCGGAUCUGGUCAGUUGCUGGGAUGGCACACUGAUGCUGUAA
Symbiodinium natans is the source of this 1368-nucleotide messenger RNA. The record is from the annotation of a GenBank genome assembly. NCBI's taxonomy places the organism in Eukaryota, Dinophyceae, Suessiales, Symbiodiniaceae.